Molecule: messenger RNA, 2588 nt
Organism: Strongylocentrotus purpuratus (purple sea urchin)
Lineage: Eukaryota; Metazoa; Echinodermata; Echinoidea; Camarodonta; Strongylocentrotidae
Exons: 4
Coding region: 330-728 (132 amino acids)
Source: RefSeq, a predicted model, not a curated record
UGUAAUCAUGCGUUUACCUAUUCAAUUUCUAUUUCAUAUUUUCGCACUGAUUGUGAUACGUACUAAAUAACAUCCUACAUUUUCGUUCGACCAAUUACAAGUAACAGUCAGUUGGAAUUUUGCACAUUUCAUUGCAAAUAAUGUUUGUGUUGAACGCGGUUUUCGUGAUAAUCUAACGCGUGUAUAUAUCAAUGUAUUUUCUUCGCUCAUGCAGCUGUUCAAUAUUAGUGCUAUAUUUUCUUAAACCGGGGAGCUGAGGUUGCACGUUCGUAUUUGUGAUAUUCAUAAAUCAUAAAGGGGACGCCCCUCGGUGCUUUGUCAAGAAGGUUAUGGAGGGAGAACACAAAACAGCGACACCAGACGAAGUUGAGGUGACAACGAACGGCGUGGAUACCGGAAAAGUGAUCACCGCCCAACCUAUUCCUGAAGACCCAUCGGAGCAUGAACCGGAAGUAGAAAAGAAACGAAGCAACAUGGUUGGACGAGGGGAGUACGUGCAUACCACAAAGGUCACAUCGACGAGCACACAUAGGUGGGAUGACCGCUGUGCGAGUUGUAACUGUGGUACCGGUGGCGAUGCACAAUGUUGUGAGAUUCUGUUCGCAUGUUUGCUCUGCCACUGUAUCUUCGGAGGAGGGCAAGGCGAUGGUUGCGGCGACUGUCUGUCGGCAUGUGAGUGUCAUGAUUGUGGUGGAGACUGUGGGAACUGCGAUUGUGAUUUUAACUAACUUCGGCCCGGCUGCUAAGAGACUACGAAAGACUGUAGAAAUGGGCCAAAUGGAACAGUGGGCGGGUGGGGUAGCUGCAGUUUUGAGAUAGAGACAUACAAACAGACGGCAGAGAGAAGACGGGAAGAGAGCCUGGUAUAUAAAGAAAGACAGAGAGACAGUGACACACAGACAGACCGGAAGAGGGAGAAAGGGGAGAUGGAGAAAAAUAAAGCGGGGGAGAAGGGAGCUGAAAACAACAACAUUUGUAAUAUUGUAUUUUUUUUUAAUGAAAAAGAUUUGACUCUGUUGUAAAUAAAAGGCAGUCAUUUCGGGCAGCGAGUAAAUAAUUCUUUACAUGGUGUAUAUAUGUUACAAAUUAAAAUCAAUCUGAUAUCUCUAUUUUUUAAUUUGUUUAUCUUAUCUAUAUGAAAGAACAAAAUUUAGUUUUCCCUAACGUUCGUUGUGUUGAUUUAAUGAUACAAAUUUAUGGUAGUUUUAUCUGUUAUCUAUUCAGUUUCAUCUAUUAUAGGGUUCCACUCUAUUGAGCAUGGAAAGCCCGGCAAAUAGUUUUCUUCAUAAAUAAUUUACAUGACCAGACCAUCUUCAAUUUUCAUCAAUGAGAAUAAUAGGGUGUUUUAAUACAACCCUUGCAUUGUUCGAUCCAUGUAUUUUCAUAAUCAUUUUAAAGAACACUUUCAAUCUUGGUUUACUUCCAAUAAUCAUGAACUUUAUCGUUGUUGAGAACAACGAUUCCUGCGAUCCCUGCGCCUAUUUCCUAAUAGUUGCCCUUGUUUCUGGAGUUAUAUGCAGACGUUGAAAUGUAUAAUUCGUUUCAAGUAGAAAUAUAAUUAGACAGCGCCAUGGGAAUGAGAUGACAAACUAGUUAUAUCAACAUUUAGAGACAGCUUACAUUUCAUCCAUCUACCUAUAUCAUUAACAUCACUCUGAAUUUGUGCCUGUACAUCGGAAAUAGUGGGUCAACUGACAAAAUACGCCGUAUCAUCAGCGUACAUUUCUAUUCGUCCAUGUUUCAAAACAUGUAACAUAUCAUAAAUGUGUAAAUAAAAAGAAACAACGGACCCAAAAUGCACCCUUGCGGAACUCCAAUAGAAAUAUAUAUUUCGUAUUUUUAUAUGCUACGUUUGUCAUAUAAUCCUCUAAAAACCAAAGCUAGUUUGAAAUGAGAAAGUGUGACAUAGCAACAUUUUGGGAGAGGGGGAAAAAACACAACACAGUAUUACAAAGAGAGAAUUAUGUUGAAGGAAGUCUCUUCCUUAAGACUAGUUGUAAAUAAGUCAUACAAACAAAAUGUAAAAAGAAGAAAAGAAAAUCAAUAUAAAUGAAUAAUUUGGAGUCUUAUAUACAUUACGUACUAAUAACAGGCACCAUCAUUUCCACUUAAGUACUAACAUUUUGCUUCUUUUUGAAAUAGAGUUAAAUUUUCAAGGUACUAAUUAUAAGUUUAGCACGGUGGUGAAAAAUUAUUUUGCUUAUAUUUUCAUUAGAAUGUUCAACGCUAAAAGAAGAAAUCAGUCCUAAUUUCCAAUAGCUAUUCAAUGUUCAGUGAACUAAUUUAAGCAUUCUAAUCUUCUUGCUGCCCUCUUCCUGUUUUCUCUCUCUCUCUCACUCUCUCACUCACUCUCUCUUUCUCUCUUUCUCUCUCUCUUUCUCUUUCUCUCUCUCUCUCCCCUCUCUUCCUCUCUCUCUCUCAUGCUCCCUUUCUCCUCUAUUUCUUUCCUUUUUUUUAUCCUCCCUUUUUUAUAGGACUGUUAUUAGAGGGCCCAUGACAUCGAAAUACAAGUGUAUUCCUGUUUGUGUACAGUCCUGCAUACCUCUCGUAUUUUGAUAUGUAAACUUCCGAAUUUGUUUCAUAGAUUU